UCCGGCUUGUCGGGGGGGGGGGGGGGGGAUGGAAGUCCUCGCUCGGCCGUCGGCGUCGCGCACGCCGACCGACCGACCGACCGACUGAGCGACUGAGCGACUCGGCGGAUGCAGUCGCGGAGCCGCUCUCACAUGGCGCCGGUGCCCUCCCGGGGGCCGGACGGCGCCGCCGCGGCCGCCCCGUGAGUCAAGGGGGCGUCUUGGAGUUCGCCUGCCACUUUCCUUUUCCUUUCUUUUUUCUUUUGUUUCUCCUCGCGAGCGUGACACAAGUUCAGUUGAGAGGCCCCCCCCCACCUCUCAGAAAUAACUGCGUAAUAGUCGCUAAAUUAACAGCUCACUCGCCAACAUUUAUUGGAUACAUUUUGCACCGGAGGAACCUUGCAGAAGCAGCUGCUAAGGUAUGAUUUCUCGAUCCGCUGACUUUCAAAUCCAUCCCUGCCUCUUAAGGGGAACUAGUCCGAUGUCAACCCAGCCUUCCGGGCCUUUGGCCUGGCCGCGGGCAUGGCGGCGUCUGCCCUGAACCGAAACUUCCUCGCAGUCAUGAACGGCGCGAAUCAGUUCCACGUCCAGCAAAGUUCCACCGGUACCAGCUCCCGAGACAGCGGAACCGGCGCGGGCGGCCGACCGGUGCUGCGGGUUCCGGAUCGGGCCGCGUGCCGGCAGCUGCUGGGCGGCGCUCCCUACGGCCCGACCGGCCCUCAGGCGAGCCCCACGGGGAGGCCGGGUCACGCGUUUGUCUUCCCGCUGACGCCCGGGCCCCGCCCCGGCGCCCGCUCGCCGUCGCCUCGGGGCCGCGGGCUCCUCGGGGUCAACGUGGGCCAGCGGGUCCGACGGCUCAGCUCGCCCGGCGAGGAAGAGGCGGAGCCGGAAAAGCAAGAGGAGCGGAGACGCCGGGCGCAGCUGCUGCAGAUUCACAAAGAGCUGCAGAACGUGGAGGUGAAGGGGAAAGUGGGAAUUUUCGAGGCGCACAUUUCUGGGAUCCGUGCCCAGGUGCUGAACAGCGAGCUCCAGCGCAGCCCUCGUUCUCCGAGACGAGCGGCGGGCCAAGUCCCGCCCCCUCCCGGCCGCGGCGGGGCAGCCCUCGAAUGCUCGAUGACCCCGGCCCGCCGGAGUCAAGUUCCUCCCGCUCUCCAAAAUGGGAGAGAAGGCGAGGACGGAGCGGCGCACGCGGCGAGCGAGCGGGAACAAAGUAGCGGGAUUCAAAUAAACGUCCGGCCGGGGACGUCGUUCCUUCCCAACGGCUGCCAUUCGGAAACGAGAGGAGCUCCCUGCGCGGAAUCAGACGGGGCGCCGCCAGAGACCUCGGAGGUGCGCCCGGCCAAAGAUGGAGAGAUAAAAGAGGGCGGCGGGGUGAAGGAAAACAAACAAACAGCGGGAGAUGAGGGAGGUUCAGGCGAGAGGCAAGUGAGCGCCGGACGCCAGUCGGGUCCUGAGGAGCCACCGGAAGCCGACAUGCCGGGCACCCGUCAGGACGCCUCCGCCGCGGAGCCGCCGAGCCGACCCGGUUUGACGGGUCGCCCCGCCGCCGCCGCCUCCAUCCCCGCCGUCAUCGUCACCGACCACGGUCUGGACAGCCACGGCGGCGACGCUUCGGACCAGGCGGCCACCCCCGGCCCCGGUUCGAGCCCCGCGCCCCCGUCCGACGCUUCGACUCGCUCCCUCAGGAAGCUUUCGUCCUCCUCGGCCUCCUCGGCCGGCUUCUCCUCGUCUUGGGAAGAGUCGGAAGAGGAUAUUUCCGACACGGAGAGAGGGGGGCACCUUCUCACCCCCGUGCAGCUCACCUCACGACAGAAAGCUCACAAGUCGUGGAAGAAGAUCAAGAACGUGGUCCACUGCGCGCCGUUUCUCAUGUCCUCCAAGAAGAAAUAUCCCUGGAUCCAACUGGCCGGCCACGCCGGAAGCUUCAAGGCGGGGGCCAACGGUCACCUCUUGAAAAAACACUGCGAGUGCGAGCAGCGCUGCCUGUCGCUCCUGAUGAGCGACGUGCUGCGCCCGUACGUGCCCGGUUACCACGGCGACGUGGAGAAGGACGGCCAGAAGUACAACCAGAUGGAGGACCUCCUGGCGGAGUUCGAUUGCCCCUGCGUCAUGGACUGCAAGAUGGGCGUGAGGACGUAUCUGGAGGAGGAGCUGACCAAGGCCCGCAAGAAGCCCACCCCGCGGCCGGACAUGUACCAGAAGAUGGUGGAGGUGGACCCCGAGGCGCCGUCGGCCGAGGAGAAGGAGCAGAAGGCGGUCACCAAGCCGCGCUACAUGCAGUGGCGCGAGACCAUCAGCUCCACCGCCACGCUGGGCUUCCGGAUCGAGGGAGUCAAGAAAGAGGACGGGACGGUCAACAGAGACUUCAAGAGGACAAAGACGAGGGAGCAAGUCAUGGAAGCCUUCCACGAGUUCGUCAAAGGCAACAAGGAGGUCCUGAACGGCUACCGCGUCAGGCUGAAGGAAAUCCGAGCCACGCUGGAGACGUCGGCCUUCUUCAAAACGCACGAAGUGAUCGGCAGCUCGCUGCUGUUCGUGCACGACGGCAAGGGGCGGGCCAAAGUGUGGAUGAUCGACUUCGGCAAGACCACGGCGCUCCCCGAGGGCGAGGAGCUGGACCACCGGGCGUCCUGGCGGGAAGGGAACCGCGAGGACGGCUACCUGUUCGGACUGGACUGUCUGGUGGACAUCAUUUCUGCCAUGUUGGACGCUGAAACAUGAGCGCUUUUAGUCGUUAUUAUUAUUUGAAUUUAAUCCCCAGCGGAAACAUUUGGAAACACACUCACGUACAGGCGCGUUCUCGUCGUCGGACGUCCUUUUCGCCGACGUUCGCCCCCCGGUGGGGGAACUAAAACACUCAAGCCGUCUCUAAUUUUAAUUCUAAUUUUAAUUUAAUUAAUUAAUUUAAUUUUUAAUUUUCUAAUUUUAGCCGUCUCUUUCGCGACACGAAAGAGUUGCAAGGUGCAUUUUAUCCAACUUACAAACACAUCAAAGCCGACAGUUUUGCUGAAAAUUGCGGCAGCAAAAUUCAUCCAUGUGCAGGAGUGUGAGGGCCACACUCCCAAAAAAAAAAAAAAAAAAAAAUUACACCACAACAUGAAACAUAAUCUUGGAAAAAUAAAGUCGUAUGUCAUAUUGUCGCCUUCAAUCUAUAACCAGAAAGUGGCUCCUGCAAAACCCAAUAAAAGUAAGGAUUUAGUCUGGUAAUAUUCUGGCUUCAACCUUGAAAAAUAUUUCUAUAAAAUAAUGAUACAUUUAAAAAAAGCUUUUAUCUAUUUUUAUAGCAAUAAUAUAUGUUCCAUUAAAAAACACAGCUAACUUUACUUUUGCAAAAUUUCACAUUUUAUGUAAAAAAACGGGUUAUUUUUUAAAAAACAAUUUUUUGUAUCUAAAAUGUACGUUUUUAUUAAUGUAUGGCUUAAUUGUAAAAUUAUGAUUUACCUCUAAAAUGUCUUUAAUCGCAAAUGUUUUUAUCUUGAAAAAAAAAUACACAUUCCUAUUCAUAAUUCAUUUAGUUGGGAUUUAUUCUCUAAAAAACAACCGAUUACACAUAUUUUUCCUGGAAUAUUUUGUGGCCCUCAUACUUAAAAAAUCAAUCUUAACUCCAAAGCCAAAACCGUACACGGACAAUUUAUAACUUUAUUGCCCUCCAGUGGACUUCUGAGGAAUUACAAGAAACUCCGCUCUAUUCGAAAGAAAAAAUCAAAUUGUGCCUUUACAAAAGACAACACAAAAAGAAUUCUCAAAAUGUCUUUUGUAUUCAAAGUCAAAUUUAUAAUUAUAUAACAGACUUUGUGCGGUUUUAGUUUCAUCAUGUUAUCAUUAGUUUUAUUUAACAUGGCUGCACCCGAGUUUAUUUCCACGUUUUGAGAUUUUGCGGUUGAGUGUGUUUGUCUUGGAGCUAAUGUAUAAAAUUUGUCAUUUUCUUGCAAAACGCCACCACUUUAGUGCCUGCUGAGUCCUGUUUGCGAGCAAUCUCCGGCGCCUUCGCCGUCUCGCCUCACUUGUACAUGAUGUCUUAAUUCCCUUCUGUCAUCUUAAACGAGUGCACGUUUAUUAGCUUCUGAAAGUUUGUUCAUUUGUAUUUAUAAUACAAUAUAUUUUGUUUUAGCUGA
Molecule: messenger RNA, 4094 nt
Organism: Syngnathoides biaculeatus (alligator pipefish)
Lineage: Eukaryota; Metazoa; Chordata; Actinopteri; Syngnathiformes; Syngnathidae
Gene: itpkb
Product: inositol-trisphosphate 3-kinase B
Exons: 12
Coding region: 502-2700 (732 amino acids)
Biological process (GO): inositol phosphate biosynthetic process
Cellular component (GO): nucleus; cytoplasm
Molecular function (GO): inositol-1,4,5-trisphosphate 3-kinase activity; inositol tetrakisphosphate kinase activity
Source: RefSeq, a predicted model, not a curated record